Messenger RNA from Ictalurus furcatus (blue catfish), 4445 nucleotides. It is a transcript of the gene camk1b, whose product is annotated as calcium/calmodulin-dependent protein kinase Ib. Gene Ontology annotation, biological process: peptidyl-serine phosphorylation. The transcript has 12 exons. Gene Ontology annotation, molecular function: ATP binding; calcium/calmodulin-dependent protein kinase activity; calmodulin binding. The record is from RefSeq and is a predicted model, not a curated record. The coding region runs from base 117 to 1292 and encodes 391 amino acids. Gene Ontology annotation, cellular component: intracellular anatomical structure. NCBI's taxonomy places the organism in Eukaryota, Metazoa, Chordata, Actinopteri, Siluriformes, Ictaluridae.
AGGGCUCAUGAGAGGAAGCGGAGCUACACUGCACAUAUUGCGGGCCGGGCGCGCGCACCAAAGAGCAACUCAUCUCAUCUCCGCUGUUCAGAUACACGAUAUUUGAUCGUAACAAGAUGCCCCUGGGUGAAGAUGGACACUCAUGGAAGAAGAAGAUGUCUGACAUCAAGGAGAACUACGACUUCAAGGAGGUGUUGGGGACGGGUGCGUUCUCUGAGGUCGUCCUAGCCGAGGAAAAGCGGACGAGGAGGUUGGUGGCGAUAAAGUGUAUUCCGAAGAAAGCACUGGAAGGGAAAGAGAACAGCAUUGAGAAUGAAAUUGCCGUUCUUCACAAGAUUAAACACGCCAACAUUGUUUCUCUGGAGGACAUCUAUGAGAACAAAUCGCACCUCUACCUCAUCAUGCAGCUGGUGUCUGGCGGCGAGCUCUUUGACAGGAUUGUAGAAAAAGGUUUUUACACCGAGAAAGACGCCAGCAAGCUCAUCCAGCAGAUCCUGGAUGCCGUGAAGUAUCUGCACGACAUGGGCAUAGUGCACCGAGACCUGAAGCCAGAGAACCUGCUAUAUUACAGCAUGGACGAGGACUCGAAGAUCAUGAUCAGUGAUUUUGGCUUGUCAAAGAUCGAGGGCUCGGGUAGCGUGAUGAGCACGGCCUGUGGCACUCCUGGAUACGUAGCUCCGGAGGUUUUGGCCCAGAAGCCGUACAGUAAAGCAGUGGACUGCUGGUCCAUCGGUGUCAUCGCGUACAUACUUUUGUGUGGCUAUCCACCAUUUUACGACGAGAACGAUGCCAAGCUGUUUGAGCAGAUCCUGAAGGCUGACUACGAGUUUGACUCGCCGUACUGGGACGACAUCUCCGAUUCAGCUAAGGACUUCAUCGUACAUCUGAUGGAGAGAGACCCCAACCUGCGCUACACGUGUGAACAAGCACUGCAGCAUCCGUGGAUCGCCGGUGAUACGGCACUGGACAAGAACAUCCACGAGUCUGUGAGCGCUCAGAUCAAGAAGAACUUCGCCAAGAGCAAGUGGAAGCAAGCGUUUAAUGCCACAGCGGUGGUCCGGCACAUGCGUCGCCUCCAGCUGGGCACCAGUCAAGAGGGACAGAGCCAGGUGUCACCCCACAGCCCCUGCAGCGAGCACCUCCUGCUGCCCGAGGGAACUGAAGAGGAAGAGGACGAGCAAAGCGCCUCUCAGACGGGCAAUAACGGCUGCUCUGAAGACGCUUGCGAGGGGGCGGGGCAUGACGGCAUCCCGAACUGCGCCUUCCGCGUCCACCCGACCAGUCGGGUCUGAGCCCGUCAAUCAUCCUGCUGCAACCAAUGACUUGACUGUCCCGUGUUUCUACUGGAGUCCUGGCACACCCCCAGUCUGGCCAGGAAUACUGAGUAACUCCAGCGCUUGGCCACUAGGUGGCGCCGCAGUGUAAAGAAAUCCAGGUGGGAAAGGGGGUCGCUAUGCCAACAAAGGGAUUCUGUUUACAGAGAGGUGAGCUCUGCCAAAGGAAGGAGAGAGAGAGAAAGAGAGCCGCAUGCCGCAGCUGCAUUAUGGGUAAUGGACUGAGAUUGGACAGUGUUUUAUCUUCUGUUUUACAAAACUACAUUCAUCUUUCUGUCUUGGAAAAAAUGGCUUUAGGUGUGUUUUUAGUUGUAAAAUGGGUCCAAAUAUAUUUUGCCUCAGAUCUUUUCAGCCUGCACACUAAACACAGUUUCAUGUGCAGUCAGCACAUACGUAUAUACAUACACACACACACACACACACACACACACACAAACACUUUCUCCUAAUCAUUGUGAUUAACGUCCAUUGACGUAAUUAUUAAUGCAGCUAAUUAAUGCUGUGCUGCACCGAAAUCUAACCUGAACCUCAGCGUCAGUAACUAAAAGGUAACCUUUACAUGCUUUUAGUUCUUUUUCUUUAAAAACCAGCCAGAUGUCCCCACAAAAUCAAAAUGGUCCGACAUUUCUAUCCUUUUGGGGACAUUUGGUCUCCACAAAUAUAUAUUAAAAAAAUUCUUGUGGCUUUAUGAACCAAAGGUGAAGCUAAAAUUCCCACUAGGUAAUUAGGUAAUGAACACACAUGGAAAUGUUAUUCUGGUACUGCCACACACACACACACACACACACACACACACACACACACACACACACACUGUCUGAUUAUUAUUCUGUACAAAUCAUUGUUACUUGUAUACAUUUUGUCCAUAUUUGACUGUAAUCAAUAACGUCGUAUAUUAUUGGGCUGCAACACACCAAGUCUGCGUCAUUGUUUCAUAGAACAUUUCUUUUUCCACACAUCAGACACAGUCUUCAGUGCCUUCGUGGUUGCAGUUGUUUGGGUUAUUAAUGCUUCAUUGUCAUCUAUUCGUUGUUCUGAUCUGUCCGGGUGCAGGAUGCUUUAAUCGUAUAUACCGUACUAUUUAGGGCAAACACUGCAGCUGUUCCCUGUGUAUGUGUGUGUUUGUGUGUGUGGGGCACGCUAUUAUACAUCUAAUGUCUAUUACCAUUCAUGUAAACGUUUUUAUAUAAAACUGUUUCUUUUACUGAAGGUUUUACUCAGGGGAUGAUGGUGUGUUAAGGAUUUGGGGUUUUAAGUAAAUGGUAGAGGAUUCAUCAUUUAACAGAUAAAUAUAAUAUAUUAGUGUGGUGGCCUGGGAAAACCUGUCGCUAUGGCCGAAACUAAAAAUGAAUUUCACUAAGUUAUCAUCCUGCAAAGAUCGGGUUGGGUAAAAAGUGAGAACAAAAAACAGUGGUGGCUCAGUGGUUAAAGGCUCUGGGUUACUGAUGAGAAGGUCAGGCGUUCAAGCCCCAGCACUGAGAAGCUACCACUGUUGGUCCCUUGGGCAAGGUCCUUAACCCUCAACUCCUCAGUUGUAUAAAUGAGAUAAAUGUAAGUCGCUCUGGAUAAGGGCGUCUGCCAAAAAUGCCAUAAAUAUAAUAUCAUAUAAAACAUUCAGUUUACCUACAGAUAAGUGCCAUUUCCUCCCACAGUGAAGGUCACGCUUUGAUCAAGUUGUUGGAUAGUUCACGUCAUAAUCCUAAUCCGUUCGGUUUGUAAUCAGCUGUUAAAAUGUCUGAUGCUCCUGCGCCACAGUCAGCAUGCGAUCAUAAAACGUAAUUUUCUCUUUUUACAUUUUUUAUGGUAACCAGACUCUGCUAUAUCUUUACUCACUGAACAUAACGUCGAUAAAAGAAGACAGCAUUGUUGUAAUUUUGUAUCUCCAUUGAACAGAGUCUUGUAUUUUAUCUUCAGUGAACGGAGGCGAGACCAAUCAGACAGGGUUUACAGGAAAAUACGUGGAAAUACUCGUGUCUUAUUGGCUGACAACUCUGCCAAAUGCUAGUGCUAGCUCACACAGUCAGUUAGUGUGAGGGGGAAAAUGGAUAUAUGCCUAUAUAUAUAUUUACCAGUAGAAGGAUUGAAACUGAAACACUAACAUCCUCUGAAGCUGAGCAGGAAAUCAAGGUGUGUAAAUGUCUAUACGAGUUCCAGUUUACGUGAACAUGAUAUGAGCAGAGCGUAGGAACAGAUAAUGUACUUUACAUGGCACUGUAGAAGCUAAACCCAUACAGUGUUAGCUUAGUUGUCGCUCUCCUUGGCUAGCGACACCAAACUAGCCUAGUCUCGUGUUAGAUAGCCAGAAGGUUCUAUAAUUUACCCGUCUGGAAGUCCGACAAGCAGUGCAUACUGUCCACCCGAGGCAAGUUUUAUGAGAAAUUGAUAAACCUUUUGUCCAAUUUUCACAUUUUUUAAAGCAGUUAGCCUUUACAUGCAAGAAAAAAAAGCAUGGAAACGGUAAAAAUGUUGAUGGAGAAGAAUCUGGGCUCAGCCCUGGAUGAUUAACAGUCCAGCUAACGCCCCUAGUUGUUACAAUGUCACGCUUUCACAUUCACAGUUAGACACAUUGUAUGAUUGCGCCAUUUAAUUAUUUUUUUUUUUUAAACCAAAAAUCCCCGAUCUAACUUUAUAUCAUACAAGAUGCAGUGCUCCAUGCUGCAUGCUACCUUUCCUCCCAGCCACUCUCUCUUUCAGCUCAUAACUACAACAUGAUAAAUACUGACAGUGAGACUUUAUGGAAAGUCAUUCUUAAAAAUAUAUACAUAAAUAUAUAUAUAUAUAUUCCAAUUAAUUUGUAUCACUUUUUUUGUGUUUAUUAAUACUGUGAAACCAUGAUAUGGUGAUUUGGACUAGAUUAUAAUAUCGUAGCAUAAGUCCGUAACAUCCCUAAUGCAAAAGAGAAACAUAUUUCAAUUUCAGAACUAUAUAUAGUAGAAAAUAUGAGAACGUCAUCAUGUGAAAGGUUGUCCCAGGCUGCCACGUAUAUUUAGACAGAGGAAAUAAUCUUUGCCCAUGACAUGGGGGUCUGUUGUAAUAUUUCUAACAUUGGUAUUGCACCACUGAACCUAUAUAUAGGAAAAAAAGAAAGGCAUUAAAGAAAUUGUUGUCGUA